UACCCAAAAUUAUGUCUCAAACAACAACAACGGAUCUUACAGCCCCAUAACAUCACCCCCUUCACCCUCUCACCACUUCUUUCUCUCUCCUCUUUCUCUCUCUAACCAUCCAUGGUUUUUUGAACUUCAACUAUCGUUUUCUACCCUCGUGAACUGCAUGUGAACCUUGUUGGAACUCUGAGAUCUAACGGUACCACCUUUUCUUUUCUCUUCUCAUUCACCUGAUUCAACUGUUUUUGCCUUCAACAACCUUUUCUUUUGUCCCCUUUACAAAUGCUGUUGUUACUUACUUCACGACUCUCCAUUAACUUUAGCUACUUCGGUUACAGUUAGCUUUGAAAUAAUGGAGUCUUCUCUUUUUCUUUUCUCUUUGCUUCUUUUAACUUAAAAUUCCUGUCUUGCUUUGGAGUAGUAGCCGAAGCUGAAGCGGCACUCUGGUUUGGACUAUAAAGUUUGUUUUUUUUUGGAGUUUGUUUGGUUCAAUGGGUUUUAUGAAGUAUUGGGUGGUUUAUGUUUAGUUUUAUGGUGAUUAUUGAUGGGUUGAAUCUUGGUGGGUCUGUGUUUGGAUAAUUGACUAUGAGAGUCGCUGUUUCUGUUUUGGUGAGUAAUUAAUAGGUGUUUUGAAUUGAGCAUUUUGUUAUUAUUUGUUGUUAUUACCAUAAUUGUGAAGUACUAUUGGUAUAUUUGGCAUAGCUGUAAGAAAAAAAAUGAGAUAUUUUGUGAUUUGUUUCAUUAGUUUAGAGGAAAUUCUGGUGUUAGUAGGGUUGGUGUUCUGAUAAUGACUAGGGCUAUUCGGAAUAGGGUACUGAAAGACGCUAAUGGUGAUAUUAGUGAUCAUUUACGGAACCAUAUUCAUUUAACAAAUUGUAUUCACUUGAAGAACCAUAUGCAUAAAAACAGUCCAAUAAUUGCUGAUAGGUCUAUUAUGAGAGACCUUGUUGUGCUUCAAAGAUCGCGGUCUCUUCGGGAUCCUUCUGCGAGUCCUCCGUCGUGGCAUUCUCCUUCUGUGGUUGACUUGCUUUUUAAAAGAGGAGAAAAUGAUGGUGUGAAUCAAGGGGGGAGAAGGUCGGUGGGUGUUGAUAGUCGGAAGGAAGGUAGGAGGUUGUCUGGAAUUGGAAACUCGCCACCGGUGGUGAGUAAAGGUACGGCAAGAGUUGCUCCGGGUGAGGCUAGUAAGGGUAAUGAUGCAGUGCCCGCGGUAACUAGUGAACGAAGUAGUAGGAGUGGGAUCGGGGAUGGGAGGAGAGUUGGGAGAGAAGAAUCUGGGAGGAAGAGUAAUAGGCCUGAUUAUUUGGCAGUUAUCAGUCAAGAGCAACUUCUUGAUGAGGCCGGCAUAAGUUUGGCUGAAGAUAUUGUUUCGAGGCACUCUCAAUCUUUGGAGAGAAAGAGUAGACAGCGGGGAAAGAAUGCUCGAGAAGUUAAGACUCUUUCUGAACAGCUGAAUGAUGUUCCUUUGGAAAGUGAUGAUUUAGCAUCAUCGAACAUUCAUUUUCGGGCAAGGUUUCCGAGACAAGAGAAAAUUGUUGAGGCACAACAAGCCAGCAUGCGCAGUCAUGGAAAUGGAAUGAAUAGGACAAAAAGGCGCAAAUUCCGAAGUGCGAGGAGAGCUCGGGUUGCUACAACGUCAAGAGAUAUUGGAGCCGAGAAUGAAUUGUCUGUGGCUUCAAACUCAUUCGCCGAGGGUUCAACUCACCAGAAAUAUCACUCGGAGGAGGUCAAUGAUUAUGCAAAUGAUAAUGUUACUAGAGCACCCAAAAAUGGGUGUGGCAUGCCUUGGAAUUGGUCCAGAAUUCAUCAUAGAGGUAAAUCUUUCCUUGACAUUGCUGGAAGAAGUUUGUCCUGUGGUUUAUCUGACUCAAGGUUAAAGAAAGGGACGUCUUUAGCUUCAAAUGGACGAAAUAUUUCUGUGAUGCCUGUGGCAGCUGACGGCUCUAGCUCAUGUACUAACUCUGAAGCAGAGGCACUACCUUUACUGGUUGACGCAUCUGGAUCUCAUGGAAGCACGGAAAAUGCUUGUUGGGGCCGUGAUUACUCAGGCGAACUAUGUAUUUAUGGCGACAAUUUAUUGAAACAAGAUAUCGAUUCUGAUCUUGCUUCUGAAGCUAGAUCUGGUAGCCAACAUAAUAAGUUGAGACGGAAUCAUCGUAGUAGACACCAAAGUUUAACUCAAAAGUAUAUUCCACGAACCUUCAGAGAUAUCGUUGGACAGAAUUUAGUGGCACAAGCUCUUUCGAAUGCAGUGAUGAGACGGAAAGUUGGAUUGCUGUAUGUGUUCUAUGGUCCCCAUGGCACCGGGAAAACUUCCUGUGCUCGCAUAUUUGCAAGAGCUUUGAAUUGUAGUUCGAUAGAACACCCAAAACCUUGUGGCUUUUGCAAUUAUUGCGUAGCACAUGAUAUGGGAAAGAGUAGAAAUAUCAAGGAAGUUGGUCCAGUCAGUAAUUUUGACUUUGAGAACAUCAUGGAUCUACUCGAUAAUAUGACUGUUUCCCAUCUUCCGUCGCAGUACAGAGUGUUUAUUUUCGAUGAUUGUGAUACUCUAUCGGCUGAUUGUUGGAAUGCUAUAUCCAAGGUCAUUGAUCGAGCUCUUAGACGUGUGGUUUUUAUCCUUGUCAGUACUAGUCUUGAUGUCUUGCCUCAUAUAAUAAUAUCUAGGUGUCAAAAAUUCUUUUUCCCAAAGUUGAAGGAUUCGGAUAUUGUAAAUACACUGCAGUGGAUUGCAACCAAAGAAGGUCUCGAUAUUGAUAAGGAUGCCCUGAAACUCAUCGCAUCAAGGUCCGACGGAUCGUUGAGAGACGCCGAGAUGACACUUGAACAACUUAGUUUGCUUGGGCAGAGAAUUUCCGUUCCUCUUGUUCAAGAAUUGGUAGGGCUUAUCUCUGAUGAAAAGUUGGUGGAUCUGCUUGAUUUGGCAUUAUCUGCGGACACGGUAAACACUGUAAAAAAUUUGAGAGUGAUAAUGGAAGCAGGAGUUGAACCAUUAGCUUUGAUGUCACAGCUUGCCACAGUAAUUACAGAUAUACUUGCUGGGACCUAUGAUUUCGCUAAAGAAAGGCGAAGAAGGAAGUUCUUCCGAAGACAACCAUUGUUGAAAGAAGACAUGGAAAAGCUUCGUCAAGCUCUGAAAACUUUAUCUGAGGCGGAGAAGCAGUUAAGAAUGUCUAAUGACAAGCUAACCUGGUUGACAGCUGCGUUGCUUCAACUAGCUCCUGACCAGCAAUACGGGUUACCGACUUCAUCUGAUAAUAGUUUCCACCAUAGUCCCUUCGCUCUAAAUAAUGGAAAUGUAAAAGAAGCUACUAGAAACACCGGAAAUCCUGUUGAAAUUCCUAACAGAACAAGACGAAAAUCAAUGGAUGCUAGAACGGAAAAUUCGAACGCUGGAAAUUCAACAGAUAGAAGACAUAGCGUUUCUGGUUUCGCUCCUCAACAUACUUGUUCACAUUCGACUGAUAAGACUAGGAUAAAUGAAAGGCAGAAUUUGGAUAAAAACCGCAAAGAAAUCGAAGAGAUAUGGUUAGAGGUGCUAGAGAGGAUUAACUAUUCUGGUCUCAAAGAGUUUUUGUAUAAAGCAGGAAAGCUGAUCUUCAUUAGUUUCGGGGCAGCUCCAACUGUGCAACUAAUGUUUAACUCUCAACUUUCAAAAUCCACGGCUGAGAAGUUCACUGGUUUCAUCUUACAAGCAUUUGAAUCUGUCCUCGGAUCUUCCGUAACCAUAGAAAUUAGAUGUGAAUCGAAUGAAGAUGCAGACUCGCCUCUUGUAUUGCCUGCUAUCAAUGACGGUACAUCUCAGAUACGAGACUUAAUUGAUGUGGGCACUGAGAAGAGAAGGGGUGAAAUUGUAGAAGAAGACGAAGAAGCCUCUCAUAUGGAGCACAAGAAUAUUGGGCAGCAGGGUAUGGGACAAGUGUCAACGUCUCAAAAAACACCGAGUGUUGUGUCACAUAGUCAAAGUCGAAGUCUUGUAAGAAGUAAGGUAUCUCUUGCUCAUGUAAUCCAGCAGGCAGAAAGUCAACGAAGUGGAUGGUCAAAACGCAAAGCAGUUUCUAUUGCUGAAAAGCUCGAACAAGAGAAUCUGAGACUGGAGCCAAGAUCAAGGAGCUUGCUAGGCUGGAGAGCAUCUAGAGCAACUCGUCGGAAGCUAUCGCGCUUGAAAAUACGAACUCGAAAAACACGCGCGUUGCUGAAUCUUGUCUCAUGCGGGCAAUGUCUCUCCACAAAAUCUCCCAGAUCACAACCAACUUCUUAUUUCUUCAUGUUCAAGUAAGAUUUGUGGCCACACUACAGCAGCAAAAUCAAAUCCCAUUUUCAGUUACCUUUAUUUUCCUUGAUGUACCACCUUAAUAUCCCACAAGACAGAUAAGAUAUACCCUCAUAGUACUAUUAUUGCAAACUUUGCACCUAAUUAUC
Molecule: messenger RNA, 4407 nt
Organism: Vicia villosa (hairy vetch)
Lineage: Eukaryota; Viridiplantae; Streptophyta; Magnoliopsida; Fabales; Fabaceae
Product: protein STICHEL-like 3
Exons: 7
Coding region: 779-4264 (1161 amino acids)
Biological process (GO): DNA repair; DNA-templated DNA replication
Cellular component (GO): DNA replication factor C complex; nucleus; DNA polymerase III complex
Molecular function (GO): DNA binding; ATP binding; DNA-directed DNA polymerase activity
Source: RefSeq, a predicted model, not a curated record